This is a messenger RNA of Ostertagia ostertagi, 573 nucleotides long. Lineage: Eukaryota; Metazoa; Nematoda; Chromadorea; Rhabditida; Trichostrongylidae. The record is from the annotation of a GenBank genome assembly.
AUGGAACGCGCCUUGUAUUCGCUUGAUAGUCUGGUGAAGCAGGUCAGAAAUUUGCGAGGACUCCCCAAAGAAGUCAUCAUUGAUCUCCUAUGUGAUUCAGUCUCUGCUCUAACGACGUUAAAAGAGCGCGGUAUUGCUCAUCGUGAUAUCAAACAUCUUAAUAUCCUGGUAUUUCCUGGGUCCACGAAAGGCAGGAGGUCGCAAUAUCUAUUUAAAUUCUGUGAUAUGGGCGUGUCGAGUUUCGUGCAUGAAGAUGGAGUAAUGCAAACCCUCGUCGGUACGCCAAAUGCCUUGUGUCCUGAAUUGGCGGUUGCUUACGCACAACGACGAAGCAGGACGAAUGAUAACUAUACUAGAGAACAGUGUGACUUAUGGUCGUUCGGUUGCACACUGUAUUUAGUUGCUACAGGAGCAUUCCCAUUCCCGAUUGACGCAAAGGAUACUAGUGUAUAUGCUCAAGCAGUCGCAAAAGAAUGUCGCCCGGAAGGAGCAAUAUCAGCUGAAAGAGUUUGCGGAGAUAACAACAGAUAUAUGUACAAAUACGGAUAUAAGAUAGAGAAUCCUGUUUAUCCA